UGGCUGCAGGGGCCGGGAGUAUUCGACGGCGGGGGUGGCUGUGCUCGAACUUGUCCUUCCCCUCCUACAGGGGAAGGGGAGCGUGGAGCAACGGCAAGCGGAGUCAGGCUCAAACUAGAGGAGGAAACACGGUGAUAACCACAGCGGCCGUGCAAGAAGGACCUUGGCAUCCUUUUCUCCAGGGUGGGCCAUCCAGCCGGAGGAGUUAGGUUUGGUGUGACCUGUCCGCAGCAGCGCAGUCUGUAGCUUUCCCCAGCUUUAAAGUCACUGGGGGGGGGGAACUCGCUGCGUGCCGUUCUGGGCUCUCCGACUCCAGAAAGAUGUCAACAAAGUGGAAGGUAUUGGACGGGACCAGCGCAGAAACGAUUUACUGAAAAAUCUUUGUAGUCGUAAAAUUCUUUCGUGGGCGAGAGAGAAAAAGCGUAAGGACUUGGCGUAAUCUACGUGUUGAGGACUGUCAGACUAACGCGAUGGCUCAGGCAAGUCUCCUGGCCUGCGAGGGUCUCUCUGGGGUUUGCCUCGUGCCAACUGUUGCCAGCAAGAAGAUGAUGCCGAAGCAAAGCUCCAAGCAGGUGGAGAACGGAGAGAGAGGGGGUGCACCAGAUAUGUUGGGUCACCGCAAAGAGAGUGAGAAAUCUCGCAGCCGGAAGGAAGAAGAAACAACAGAAGGGUCCCAACCUAAAAAGUCCCUUAAAAAGGUGGUGGUGAUCGAACAGAAUGGAUCCUUCCAGCUCCGGAUCCCCAAGAACUUUAUUUGCGAGCACUGCUACGGUGCCUUCCGGAGCAGCUAUCAUCUCAAGAGACACAUCCUCAUUCAUACAGGUGAGAAGCCUUUUGAGUGUGAUGUUUGUGACAUGCGCUUCAUUCAGAAAUACCACCUGGAGCGCCACAAACGUGUGCACAGCGGGGAGAAGCCGUACCAGUGCGAACGCUGCCUGCAGAGCUUCUCCAGGACAGAUCGGCUGCUGAGACACAAACGAAUGUGCCAAGGUUGCCCAAGCAAAUCGUCCGACUCGCAGCUGCUGCUUUAGGGGUGGGCCCGGAGAGAUGAAUUUGGAAGAAGCCGGAAAGCCAAUGGAAUUCUCUGUGGUCUUUUUGUUGUUUUUUUUUGGGGGAGGGGGGAUUCUCUUGUGCUUGUGUUUGCCUACUGGGCGUACC
Molecule: messenger RNA, 1158 nt
Organism: Gekko japonicus
Lineage: Eukaryota; Metazoa; Chordata; Lepidosauria; Squamata; Gekkonidae
Gene: ZNF740
Product: zinc finger protein 740
Exons: 7
Coding region: 471-1031 (186 amino acids)
Biological process (GO): regulation of transcription by RNA polymerase II
Cellular component (GO): nucleus
Molecular function (GO): DNA-binding transcription factor activity, RNA polymerase II-specific; RNA polymerase II cis-regulatory region sequence-specific DNA binding
Source: RefSeq, a predicted model, not a curated record